AUGGAUGUCCCCGAGGCCCCGAUUUUUCCGGUCUUGACAGACAAGGUCGCAAUCAUUACGGGAGCAGCUCAGGGGAUGGGCAAAGCUACUGCAAUUACUUUUUUGAAGGCAGGGGCUAAAGUAGUCAUCGCCGACAUCAAGGCGGAGCAGGGAGAGCUGGUGGCCGGGGAGUUAUCUCACCUUGGAGAGAUACAUUUCGUGCAAGCCGAUAUCUCGAAAUCAGAGGAUGUUCAAAACCUCAUAGCGAAGACUGUCAAGGCAUUUGGUCGGUUGGAUGUCGCGAUCAACAAUGCUGCCCAUUAUCCGGAUAAAGCUCCUUUGGUCGACUUUGACGAGAAUGUUUGGCGCUCACUGAUGGAUGUCACCCUGACUGGCACGGCAAUGUGUUGCAAGUAUCAAAUGCAGCAAAUGAAGAAGCAAGGCAAGGGAUCUAUUGUCAAUAUCACAUCGAUCAAUGCCUACUCGCCGCAGCCAAAUAUGCCGGCAUACACGUCUGCAAAACACGCCCUGUUGGGGCUCACCAAGCACGCUGCGUCAGAGGGUGGCCCUCUGGGUAUCCGGGUGAAUGCAAUUGCUCCUGGUCCUAUUUACAGCGAAAUGUCAGCCGCAGCGCUGGAGAUUAUGGGCACGACCCAUAACGAAUUUGCCCCGAAGGUGACGAGUCUGAAUCGAUUUGGUCAGGGUCACGAGGUAGCCCAGGGCUCGUUGUGGCUUGCAUCUGAUGCCUCCUCCUUUGUGAAUGGGAUCUGUAUGCCGAUUGAUGGUGGUGCUCUUGCGAAAUGGUGA
Molecule: messenger RNA, 786 nt
Organism: Penicillium olsonii
Lineage: Eukaryota; Fungi; Ascomycota; Eurotiomycetes; Eurotiales; Aspergillaceae
Source: the annotation of a GenBank genome assembly